Molecule: messenger RNA, 5079 nt
Organism: Diatraea saccharalis (sugarcane borer)
Lineage: Eukaryota; Metazoa; Arthropoda; Insecta; Lepidoptera; Crambidae
Source: the annotation of a GenBank genome assembly
AUGGAGAGCAUGGAAACUGACUUAGUCUCUCGAGAUGAGAGUGAAAGAUUGGUGUCAAGAACUUAUCAAACGCAGCUGGAAGAAAUUGCAAUUAAAAAAAAUACUAUCAUACAUCUCCCUACAGGUUCUGGUAAAACUUUCAUAGCUAUACGUCUUAUAAAGAGAUUCAGAGAAGCUCUACAGAAACCAUGGGGGGAAGGCGGGAAGCGCACUUUCUUUCUAGUAAACACAGUACCACUGGUUACUCAGCAUAGUAAAACCAUUGAAAGACUAUGUCCAGUCGACGGCGUUGGAGCUUACUCUGGCGAAGACGGGGUCGAUUAUUGGCAAAAAAGUAAAUGGAAUGCAGAAUUGACAAAGUAUCAGGUCGUUGUGAUGACCAGUCAGAUUCUGUGUGAUAUGCUUACACACGGAUAUAUACGAAUUGAAGAUAUUAAUCUCCUGAUUUUUGAUGAGUGCCACCACGCUGUUGAAGAUCAUCCAAUGAGACAAAUCAUGAAAAGCUUCAACGAAUGUCCAGUGGAUAAGCAACCCAGGGUUCUAGGAUUGACUGCGACUUUGUUGAAUGCAAACGUAACCAUUAAUAAAGUUCAGGAAACUUUACGUGUUUUAGAAACGACUUUUCACGCUACCAUUGCAACAGUCAACGAAUUGGGCGAAGUAUUGAAUUACUCUUCGAAUCCUCACGAGAUGAUUAUGUACUAUUCCCACCCAAGGCCCACUGAAGCUACAAAUACUGCUCUAUUAUUACUAAACGAAUUAAAAGAACUUGUAUACUCUGUUAACUUGCCGCGAGUUCGGGGUAAUUUUAAUAUCAAAUUGGAACAAGGACAACAAAAUAUAACUUCAGAUCCUAAAAAGAUUGUAAAAAAUGUUCAAAAUAUGAUAGAAGGCAUGAACAUACUCAUAAUCGAAUUAGGAGCCUUUGGUGGUUCUUUGGGUAUUUUAGCAUAUAUAAUCCUUCUCGAACGAUUAAAACGAACUUGUUCUACUAAAGAAGAAGACCUUUUAUAUCAAAUAGCCAUAACACACUCUACAGAAGCCCGAAUGGUGCUGUUAGAUUCCAUGGCAAAUGAUAAAGGAUAUGACAAAAUUAUAAAACAUUCAUCAAAUAAACUUUUGCAUCUUCUUAAUAUUCUGAAAGAGUACAAUCCAAAAUAUUAUAAUAUGUCAGGAGUGAUUCUGAAAGCAAAUAAACAAAGAAAACCCUUAUCGGGUAUUAUAUUUACUCAACGACGAUUUACGGCUAAAGUGCUCUACAACAUACUGAAGGAAGUGAGAGAUGCUAACCCUGAUGAUUUUGGCUUUCUACAGCAUGAUUUUGUAGUCGGCUUUAACAUCAACCCUAUGAAAAGCACAAGAGAACAACAUUAUCUCAAAAAGUGUAGCCAGAAAGCCCUACUUAAAUUUUCAAAAAGGGAACUUAACUGCUUGAUAUCGACAAGUGUGAUAGAAGAGGGUGUAGAUGUCAGUCAGUGUUUGCUAGUAGUGCGUUACGAUGCACCCUUGGAGUACAGAUCCUAUAUCCAGAGUAAAGGACGAGCUCGAAGCAGUGAAUCCAGUUUCAUACUGUUAGUGAAAGAGGAUGACCGAUCAAAAUUUUCAAAUAUUUAUGCUACAUACCAGAAGACAGAACAGUUUAUACAAAAAAUAUUAAUUGGAAACACUGAUGAGAGAGACUCUCCAACCCAAGAAGACAUUAAGGAAAAUCUUUACGAUGACGAAGAUAUACCUCCGUACGUUACUAAAUGCGGAAAUCGUCUAUUUGCUGCUUCAGCUAUUAGUCUUCUAAGUCGCUACUGUUCUACCCUGCCGCAUGACCAAUUUACAGUGAUCACACCAAUGUGGAUACAGGAGAAGAACCGUGACGAGUCGAAACGCAUAAUUACAAUCGUUAUGCCCAUUGCGUGUCCCGUCAAAGAAAAGAUUAUGGGGCUACCAUUUAUCGCCCUAAAGACAGCUAAGCGUUCCGCUGCCUUGAAUGCAUGUAUAAGACUUUAUCAAGAAGGGGAAUUAGAUCAAGUAACUCUACUCCCUCGACAUUACGGCAUAGUUGAUUAUGAAGAUUCUGAUAUAAAACAAUGUUUUCCCAAUUGGCGUUGGGAUGAGCAAGAUGAAGGCGAAAAGGCUCCUAAACCUGGUACAAAGAAAAUGGUGCGCAAACACGAAAAAAUAUUCCCGUCAUGUCUCAAAUCAAGCAAAGAGUGGUUUGUGGGUCGAAAAACUUUUUUCCUACACAUUAUAAAGAUGAAAACUGCAUUCGACGAACCCAAAGAUACCCGUGAGAGGGCGCUGUACAACUUACUCCAGAGAGGCGAAGGAUAUGGCCUGUUGACUCCAUCUAAUUUACCGAAAUUAUGUGACUUCCCUAUGUUCUUAACAGUCGGUGAAGUUGCUACCUCUCUAGAAGUGAAUUAUGCUGUUAUACAAUUGGAUUUGAUGUUAUUUGAUUUAGUGAAACAAUUUCACUACUUCUUAUUUGGUCAAGUGCUGGAUAUAGUGAAAAAGUUUUUAGUAUACGAUGGCGUAGAUAACAAUAUGUUUGUCGUUCCCAUAAAAGAGGAUAAUGGAUAUGACAUAGACUGGGACGUUAUGCAGCAAUAUAAAUAUAUACGACCAGUAGAAGUUCCUUCAUAUGAGGAAAGAAAAAAUCUGCGUGUUACGAAAGACGAUUAUAUUAACUCUGUCGUGACACCUUGGUACAGGGGGUGUCUUCUCACAGACAGAUACAUCGUGUCAGAUGUUAUUGAGUAUAUGACUCCACAAACACGGUUUGACUCUCAUUCUUACGAUACGUACGAAGAUUACUAUGUUAGUAAAUAUAAUUUAGAAAUCUUCGGACAGAAAGACCAACCUUUGCUUGAGGUUCGCAAUAUAAGUAGUCGUAUGAACUGCUUGUUGCCUCGUGCCGCGACUAUAAAAGCGUUAUCUGAAAAACAUCAAAAGUUAAUAUCAGCUACCCAAGGCGACGACAAGCCGAAAGCUUUCGUGGAGAUGUUCAUACCUGAAUUUUGUAUCAAAUACGAUUACCCCGGUGUGCUAUGGUAUAAAGCCAUUAUGCUGCCUAGCAUCAUUCAUAGAGUUUUUAAUCUACUCAUCGCUCAUGAGUUGCGUGAAGAAAUCACAAAUGAGAUUCAGUAUGGGAAGGCUUUCUUAGACGCAGGGGAAGAAUGGUUACCUAUAAAAGUGGACAUACACAUUGCAACGAAAUCGCUUUUAUCACAAGUUGAAGAGCCGACACCAAUUAAUACCAUUGAUAGAAUAAAUAAUCCCAUUGACGACACCGCGCCGCGCCCCCUCAACAUAGUCUCGAUGAAGGAAACCAUCUAUCAACUGCAAUUUAAGAAAAUCAGUAAAGAGUAUCCAUGGGAUGAAAACAUAGAACCCGUAGACAUAGAGAGAAAUCUAUCAUCAGUGACGGUUGUGGAUAUAGAAUGCUACGACAAAUUCGUAUCAGCUCCGUUCGAUGAUAAGGAGCCAACUGAAGUAAGAUCUCCGCCACUGAGACCGACCACCUCGGCAGCCAUAUUGCCACCACCAACGAAGUACAACGAUAAAGUCAAACUCUUGACGAGAGUUCCUAAAGGCCGCGGUCCCGAAUUACGGGAUAUCCUCAGUGCCUUAACAACGAUAAAUUCCCGCGACACGUUCAAUUUAGAAAGGAGCGAAACUCUUGGUGAUUCGUUCUUGAAGUUUGCGGCGAGUUUGUAUCUAUUCCACAAGUUCCCUAAGUUGAAUGAAGGCCAGUUAACGAACAUCAAGUGCAAGCUUAUUGGGAAUAGAAAUCUAUACUACGCCGGCAAUCGCGCUCGCUUAGGUGGACGAAUGAAAAUAGAUGUGUUCAGUCCAAGGAAAGACUUCCUCGUGCCGGGCUUUUCCGCACCAGAAGAAGCUCAAGAAUUAAUUAACGGGAAGAAGAUUCGUCCUACAUUUCUGUUUGGCAUGAGCUUCCCACAGGACGAAGUUUUGCAAGGAGAGUUAACGGAAAAUAGCAAACAGACAAUUCAGAACCGCUACUUGGAAGCGAAUGGCGCCGCUGAAGACGAACCAUUCGGUGGAGCUCAGAACGUUAUGCAGGGCUACGUAAAGUCACAAGCUGUCUCUGACAAGUCGGUUGCUGACUGCGUUGAAGCCUUGAUUGGUACUUAUCUUCUAAGCGGUGGCGUGUUGGGAGCCGUCCAAUUUAUAGAGUGGAUAAAAAUACUGCCGCCACAGGACAAUUUCGCUCAACUCCUGCAUAAAACAGUCCCUACGGUAAUAGCAGAGAAGAAGGCGACUGUUGCUGAUGUCGAUUUCCUCUUGAACGGCUGCCGAGGAGAUAUAGAAAAAUUGUUGCAGUACAAGUUCAAAGAUCCAUCGUACUUAUUAGAGGCCAUGUCCCAUUCUUCGUACAUUCGCAACAGGAUAACCCGCUCGUACGAACGUCUCGAGUUCUUGGGUGACGCUAUACUUGACUUCCUUAUAACCGCUUAUAUUUUCGAGAAUAGCGAAGAAUUGAAGCCAGGUGAACUGACAGAUUUGCGAUCUGCCCUAGUCAAUAAUGUCACCUUUGCUUCGUAUGUCGUCAAAUUAGGACUUUACAAGUUCCUCUGCUCCCAACUGAAUCCUGUUCUGGAUAGUGCUAUAAUGGCGUUCGUUGAGCAUCAAGAACAAAGGGACCACGAGAUUAUUGAAGACGUAUUAUAUUUGAUUGAAGAAGACGAAUGCAAUUUAGCUGAAUACGUUGAAGUUCCUAAAGUACUCAGUGAUAUAUUAGAGUCACUCGUCGGUGCUAUAUACCUGGACUGUGGUGGAGAUUUGCAGACCGUAUGGAAAGUCAUAUACCGCAUCAUGUGGAAAGAGAUAGAUGCAUUUUCGAAGAGGAUCCCUCAGCAGCCAGUGCGAGUUUUGUAUGAGAACGUACAUGCUUGCGCUGUAUUCGGAAAACCUCAAUUGACUACUUCCGAUGUACCCAAAGUGAUGAUGCCAGUGACUGUAACUAAAAACGGUCGACAACACACCGUGUACGGCUUCGGCAAUAACAAGUUUCAGUCGAAACGAGCGGCCGCAAAGAUGGCGCUUAAAAUACUGUCCUUGUAA